Molecule: messenger RNA, 1191 nt
Organism: Necator americanus (New World hookworm)
Lineage: Eukaryota; Metazoa; Nematoda; Chromadorea; Rhabditida; Ancylostomatidae
Exons: 5
Coding region: 1-1191 (396 amino acids)
Source: RefSeq, a predicted model, not a curated record
AUGGGGAACCACCAAGGUGAUGACAAUGGCAGAGGAUUGCAUGGUGGUAGGCAAGACGGUCGACCAGGCGUUGGAGCAGGAACGAUAGAAGAGGAAUCACUACUCCAAGAAGGGGAACCACCAGACGAUGAUGACGUCGACAAAGUUCCAGAUCCAGUUGAACAGCCAAAUUCAACGACAUUAGGUGACGUUUCCGGUGAUUUCAUUCCACCACAUCAGAAGAAGAGUUCCUCAGCCCUCUUUAUGAGCCAUGCCCACAUCCUCAUUAUCAACGAUACCUUACCAGAUGUUUGUGUCAGAUUCUAUUCUACAGCAACACUCACCACAUUGCUUAGCACAACAACAACAAUAACGCCCACAGUGGAACAAUUGACAAAAAUGACAAAGAAACUAACAACAAUGCGGAAAAAGAAAACUACAAAACCAGCAGGCGUGAAACUAAUAGAUUUGAUAGAAUUAAUAAACUCUUUGGAUGAAACUGUCAGAUAUGGAGUAUUCGCUGGGGGGAUCCUUGUACUUCUUAUUUUAUUGUUCUGCGUAUACAAACUAUGCUGUCAGAUAGGAACUGAAAUUACACCCGAGGAAACGGGGAUUGAAGUGUCGACACAAAUGAAAAGGAAAAGGAAGCGGAUUUGGAGACGAGCACGCUCCGAUUCGGCUUCCUCUCCUGGAUACAGAACCACCCGAUCAAAAGAGGAGAGUAAAGAAAAAAAGAAGAGUUCAGAGAGCAGAGAAGAUGGAAAAGUUAGCAGCUCUGAGACAAGAGAGCGUCGGCACGUCGACGUUCGUCAAAGGCGUAGCGCUGAAAGCGAAGAAUUAGAUCUGUAUAACUACAAAGUGAGAACAACUCAAGACACAGAGACUGUCACCGGAGGUGGACCUCCUCCGCAAGCAUCGCCCGCCCAGAAAAAAAAUCGCGGCGGUGGACGUGUACAACGAGAAAUCAAAAAGCUUCUUCGUAAAUCACGGGAGGAAUUACCAGUUGGGAAAAUGCACAGAGACGAGACAGCAAGUAAUAUUUUGAACAUGAUGGGAAAUGUGCCACAAGCAGCAGCGCAACCUCUCGCUCCUCCACCUCCACCUCCACCUAUCAGUCCUGCACAAAGCAGUGCUACUCCCGGCUAUGAAGAGGCUAGUCCUGCGGGGAAUCUUCCAGGAGCGGCUGCUUAUGGAAUUCAGCCAAUGUGGUGA